GGCACUGGAGCGCAUAUCUUUGCAGGGCACCGGGCGGACGCAGUAUUGGUCAUACUUUCGGAGACAGACGAAAAAAAAAUAAAACAAUGGAAAAAUAAUCCCGUGUGAAUCAAAGGCUGCAUUUACAAGUUGAAUAAGAACUCGUGAAAAGGAGUGAAUCAACAUAAUUUUGAGAGAGGAUUUCUUUCUAAGCAGGCUAUGGAAAACGAGAAGUCGGCGCAAACGCAUCCUUGGAGUCUGUCCUCAGUUUUGUAACUGUCGAUGAAAGAAGCAGCUCGGGACGACAGUUUCUAACAUGAUUUGAACCCAACACCAUAUUGCGGAGAUUGCCCUGGAACAAACAGGCACCACGAUGAAGCUCUGGCUGUUGGACACCGCGUGCGUGGUCUUUGCGCUGUGGGGGCUGAGCGCGCAGGUGAGCGGGGAAUGCGAAGCCCCCCAUUCCGGCUCCAAACUCAACCUGUCGGUCAGCUACCAGCUCCCCAGCUUCGAGGCCGACGCCCCCAUCCAGAACCUGCUGGUGUUCAAAGGGCAGGUGUACGCGGGGGCCGUGAACCGGAUCUACUUGCUGAGCGGGGGCCUGGCCAAGAGCUCCGAGUACCGCACGGGCCCCGUUCUGGAGCGUCCCGACUGCCCCCCCUGCCAGGACUGCGGGGGCGGGGCCAACGCGUCGGCCGCCGUCGCCAGGGACAACGCCAACGUGGUCCUGCUGGUGGAGACGUACUACGACGACGAGCUGUUCAGCUGCGGCUCCGCCCAGGGGGGCGUGUGCCAGCGCCACCUCCUGGCCGGCGGUUUCGGGGACGCCCGGGCGCAGUGCAUGCUCUCCCCCAGGACGGCCUCCGGGGGGCGCCACGGCUGCGCUGACUGCAUCGCCGGCCCCUACGGGACGCGGGUGCAGAGCGUGGAGAGCGGGGGCGUGGUCCGCUUCUUCGUGGGGAACUCGCUGGAGGCCCCGGGCCCCGGGCCGCAGGCCCCGCCCCUCCUCCCCACGCACGUCUUCUCGGUCCGCCAGAUGAAGGAGACGCAGGACGGCUUCCGCUUCUUCUCCGAGCAGUCCUACCUGGACCUGUCGCCGCGGCUACGGGGGGCCUACCCCGUGCGCUACGUGCACUCCUUCGCCAGCGGGCCGCACGUGUACUUCCUGUCGGUGCAGCGGGAGGACCCGGCGGGCGGCGGCUUCCACACGCGCGUGGCGCGGGCCUGCGCCGCCGACGCCGAGCUCAGGCGCUACGCCGAGCUGCCCUUCGAGUGCAUCCUGACGGAGAAGAGGAGGAGGCGGGCUCCGCGCAUGGAGGUGUUCAACGUGCUGCAGGCGGCCAGCGUGGCCCGGCCCGGCCGCGCCCUGCGGGAGGAGAUGGGCCUGGACGAGGGCGAGGAGGUGCUGUUCGCCGCCUUCGCCCGCAGCCGCCCCGACUCGCCCCGCGCCACGCCCAGCUCGGCCGUCUGCGUCAUCCCGCUGCGCGACCUGGCCGUCUUCUUCAGGGACUUCAUCCACAAGUGCCACACCCGCCCCCCCGCACACUUCAGCGGCCCCCAGGAGAAGCGCUGCUACAACUCGACCUCCGCGGGCGACUCAUCUACCUGCGGGAGGCACGAGGAGGGCUACCGGCUGGAGAUCACCAGCACCAUGACCCGGCUGGACUACUUCCACGGCCAGUUCAGCAACCUCCUCCUCACCUCCAUCGCCGUCUUCCCCAUGGGGGACGAGACGGUGGCCAGCCUGGGCACCUCCACCGGCCGGGUCAUCCAGGUGGUGGUCUCCCGCUCCAGACAGAGGACGCCGCACGUGGACUUCCAGCUGGACCCCCGGCCCGUGUCCCCCGAGCCGGCCCUCCUCCCGGACCGGUCCUUGUUGCUGGUGACGGGAAGCAAGAUCAGCAAGGUUCCGAUGGCGGGCCCGGGCUGUGAGCAGCUGUGGACGUGCCGGGCCUGCCUGCUGGCGCCGGCCUUCAUGGGCUGCGGCUGGUGCCAGGACCGCUGCUCCAGGGCCGCGCAGUGCCCCGCCCACCACUGGACCCAGGAGUCCUGCCUCCCCACCAUCGCCACGAUCUCCCCAGCCAGUGCGCCGGUGGGGGGGGAGACCAAGCUCACUGUCUGCGGGACCGACUUCGGCUUCAACAAAAGCGAGCGGUUCGACGCGGGGCAGAUCCGGAUCCAGCUGGGCGGGGCCCCCUGCAAGCUGGACCUCGGGAGCAGCGGCAGCAGCCGGUUGGUCUGCGCUCCGGGCGCCGUGGAAACGGCGCACAAUGGCAGCGUUGUCACGGUGCACAGCGGGAAAGAGCGGGCGGAGAAAGAAGGGUUUGCUUAUGUGGACCCGGUUAUCAGCCAGAUCUUCCCCGUUUUCGGGCCGAAGUCCGGGGGGACGAUGCUGACGGUGCACGGGUCCUUCUUAGACAGCGGCACGGCGAGGCAGGUGACGGUGGGGAGCGCAGUGUGUGAGCUGCACAGUAUCUCGCCCAGUGUGCUGACCUGUAAGACCCCGGCCCAGGCCUCUCCCACGCAGUGCCCCGUCACGCUGACCAUCGACUUGGCCGUCCGCGCCGCGCCCGUCCCCUACACCUACAACCAGGACCCCUACAUCGAGGGCAUCCAGCCCUCGCGCUCCUUCAUCAGCGGUGGGAGCACGGUGUCGGCGCACGGGGCCUACCUGCUCUCCGCCCUCCAGCCCCAGAUGCUCAUCGCCCCCGUCCAGGACAGGGAGGUCCUCCGAGUGGCGUGCGCGCGAGGGGAGGACCGGAGCGUGAUCCUCUGCACCACGCCGUCUCUGAAGGGCCUGGAGCUGCUCCCGCCCAUCUACACCAAAGUGUCCUUCGUCCUGGACGGCUUCUCCACCCGCCAGUUCGACAUGCUCUACGUGGAGGACCCCAAGUUCGAGGAGUUCGAGAGGCCCAUCGUCACCUCCAAGGGCAACAAGAACAUCCUGGAGAUAAAGGUUCCGUGGGUGGACCAGGAGGCGGUGCUGGGGGAGGUGCUGAGGGUGAGCAACCGGAGCUGCCAGGGGGUGCACCUGGUGGGGAACACCUUGGAGUGCACCGUGCCCACCGAGCUGCAGGCUGGACCCAAGGAGCUGGAGGUGGAGUGGAAGCAGGCCACCUCCUCAGUGAUCCUAGGCCGGGUGCAGCUGGCUCAGGAUCAGGACUACAGAGCCCUGAUUGCAGGCGGUGCUGCCGUUACAGUCCUGCUGCUCCUGCUGCUCUCUCUCCUGGCCUGGAGGAAGAAGAGGAAGAACAUCGAGGAUCUGACGGAGGGCAUGGUUUGGUACGACGGCCGCGCCCGCAUUCCGCACCUGGACAUGCUGGCCAACGCGAGGAGCACCAGCCCCACCAAUGAGAUGGUCUCGCACGAAUCCGUGGACUACAGAACCACCCUGCUGGAGGACCAGAGUGUGCCGCAGUCCCAGGUGGAGUUCUGCAGGCCCUCCGACCCCCCCGCCGUGUCCGGGGGGGACACGGACAUGGCCGCACCCCUGCUGGCUUCCGGGGUGACCGUAGACGUGGCCAGCCUGCACCCCGACCUGCUCAAAGAGGUUCAGCACAUGGUCAUCGCCCGCGAAGACCUACUGCUGCAUGUGACUGAGGUCAUCGGGAGAGGCCACUUUGGCUGUGUGUACCACGGCACCCUGCUGGACCCGAGCGGCCUCAAACUGCACUGCGCAGUCAAGUCCCUCAACAGGAUCACGGACAUGGAGGAGGUGUCCCAGUUCCUGAAGGAGGGCAUCAUCAUGAAAGACUUCAGCCACCCCAACGUGCUGUCCCUGCUGGGCAUCUGCCUGCCACCAGGGGGCUCCCCGCUGGUGGUGUUGCCCUACAUGAAGCAUGGAGACCUGCGCAACUUCAUCAGAGACGAGGCGCAUAACCCCACUGUAAAGGACCUGAUGGGGUUUGGGCUGCAGGUUGCCAAGGGGAUGCAGUACCUCGCAAGCAAGAAGUUCGUGCACAGAGACCUGGCAGCCAGGAACUGCAUGCUCGAUGAGAGCUACACGGUGAAGGUGGCCGAUUUUGGCCUGGCGCGGGACGUGUACGAUAAGGAGUACUACAGCAUCCACAACAAGAACGCAGUCAAGCUCCCGGUCAAGUGGAUGGCCCUGGAGAGCCUGCAGACGCACAAGUUCACCCCGAAGUCCGACGUGUGGUCAUUUGGGGUGUUGCUGUGGGAGCUGAUGACCCGGGGAGCCCCGCCCUACUCCGACGUCAACUCCUUCGACAUCACCAUCUUCCUGCUGCAGGGCCGGCGGCUGCUGCAGCCGGAGUUCUGUCCCGAUGCACUGUACAACCUGAUGAUGGAGUGCUGGCACCCCAGGCCGGAGAGGCGGCCCACGUUCUCGGAGCUGGCGUCCCGCAUCGCGGCUGUCUUCUCCAGCCUCAGCGGCGAGCACUACAUCCUGCUCAACACCACCUACGUCAACAUCGACCGGGUCAUGCCCUACCCCUCGCUCAUCUCCUCUCAGAUGGGCCUGGACAGGGCCUGCAGCACCUGAGAGAGGACGGGAUCGUGGGAUACGCCCGGGAGGACACGCUGCUCUCGUGCCGUAGACCACCCUGCGCGACGGACAGACGCUGGAUUCGCUCUGAAGAGGCGGGGGGGGGGGGAGGCGAACAUUGACCUUUACUGUCCCCCUGACCAGAGCAGCCAUGAACUUCUGAUCUGAUCACUAAAAACAUUCAGAUUGCUUAGAAUGAACUUUGACCUCCGACCUCCGUGGGGGUGUUUGGCCCAAUGACCUCAGUCUCUUUGACCCUAGGGAGAUCCUGUGAGCAGAAAAACCCAAAAGGUUUCUAUUAAAAUCGCUGGUGUUGGCAAAUGACUGAACCUUUGACAAAACUGGAUCAAGAGCAUAACUGGCCCCCCCAAAACUAUCACCAUAACUUCCUGUUGAACUUUGACCCUUGCGACAGCCAGUAAGGGUGGCCCACUGCUUUGUCAUUGUCACCUGUGCAUCCACACUAUGGCCACUGACACUGCUAUGGGCAAAACAAGGGACCACUGCAAACAUUCACAGGUCUCUUUUACUGAGGAGCUAUGCAUGUUUAUUUUCCUAAGCAAGCAGGCAGCUUUUUCUCCUGGUCAGAUAAUGUGGAUUACAUAUUAUCCAUUUAUACAGAUGAAUACUGAAUAGGGGCAGGAGGAAUUCCAGUUACAUAUCUUGCUCAAGUGUAACAUCAGCGAAAAACUGCUGAACGUGGUGUCCAAUACUUAACAUAUUUGCCCAGUAGCCAAUCAUUUGGCUGUAUCUUUUUCUUUGGGAUCAGGAUCAUGGCCACACUCUGCAUGCCGGCAUAGGUUGAAGCAGACUUGUAGUGCUGUGUUCUGUUUGCAGGUGAUCGUUUUUCUCAAGCCAAAAUCACUGUGUUCAGGCAAUCCACUUUUCUGGGAUGUUAUACAAUCUCUUCAGCAGUACCUGGCAUCAGUUGUGCAUGUGUAAUUACUUCAGACGGUCUUUUGAUCUGCUUUUAGUGUCUUGUUAUUGCUACACAACUCACCUUUGAGGAAUUUACAGAUGUUUCAUGAGCAAUAUGUGUAUUCUUUUCAUGUGUAAUGCUUUUGGGCAUGCUGGUAGGUAGGGGUAGCCUGUCAAGAUCAGAAGUUGAAUUUCAGUGUUAAAAAUGUAUAUAUAAUGCACUCUUUAUUUUCAAAAUUAAAAAUGUAAACCCGAA
Messenger RNA from Anguilla anguilla (European eel), 5657 nucleotides. RefSeq names its product hepatocyte growth factor receptor-like. Gene Ontology annotation, biological process: cell surface receptor protein tyrosine kinase signaling pathway; multicellular organism development; cell migration. Gene Ontology annotation, molecular function: transmembrane receptor protein tyrosine kinase activity; ATP binding; protein binding. Lineage: Eukaryota; Metazoa; Chordata; Actinopteri; Anguilliformes; Anguillidae. The coding region runs from base 353 to 4480 and encodes 1375 amino acids. The transcript has 21 exons. The record is from RefSeq and is a predicted model, not a curated record. Gene Ontology annotation, cellular component: membrane; signaling receptor complex.